ACUUUACCAGCCCCGCCCCUCAAUCGGAACAAUGAUUGGUUGAUGGCUCGAAGCAAUUGGGAGAGUUUUUCAAGAAACAUGAGUGUUGCUCCUGGUCUAGUCCCGCCUCAGUCUAAAGGAGGAGACUCCUUCGAGUCCUUUACACUGAUAACAACCACUGAUGAGGUCUCUUCGGGGGGGACGGGGGGAGACGGAGGAGGAGGAACCGGAUACUUUAUGGAUAAACUAAAGGCAGGGAAGGAAUGGUUUCAGAAUAAACACUCAGGGUCCCGUUCCUGGGGUCAAUUUUUUAAUUUUCGAAGAUUGAGCAGACCCAGUGGCGUGGGCGAGGCUACCACAAGACUCUUUGCUAACGUUAAACAUUAUUAUAUUAAUUAUCUCUUUGUGUUCCUGGCUCUCACAGUUUAUUGUGUUAUUUCUAAUCCAAUAUUAUUGAUAGCUCUUGCUCUUUGUGUCCUAACCUACUGGUUUGUUAGUAUCAAGAACAAAGGAGAAAAUGUUAAAAUAUUAGGUAGAUUGUUCAGUCCAGCUGAAGUGUACACUGCUUUAGGUAUCAUAGCAAUACCUGUCUUCUAUAUCGCUGGAGCUGGCUCUACUAUAUUCUGGAUAGUAGGUGCAUCAGUUGUGCUGAUACUGGUCCAUGCUAUAGCCAUGGUCCCGCUCAGUGGCGUGACGACAGACGAAGAGAUGGGAAUCAUAAUGGAGGACAUUACGAUAUCAUAAAAUAGAGCUAGAGGUCUAUAAUUAGACUGGUUAUUGUUACUAAAAAUAGAAUCCAUCAUUACGCAUACUUUUACACCGAACUGAAAUUAAUUAUUAUAUUCCGGUCAUAUCAUUUUAUUUAACAGUUGACAAAAAAUGCAAAA
Molecule: messenger RNA, 866 nt
Organism: Amphimedon queenslandica
Lineage: Eukaryota; Metazoa; Porifera; Demospongiae; Haplosclerida; Niphatidae
Product: prenylated Rab acceptor protein 1-like
Exons: 5
Coding region: 43-723 (226 amino acids)
Cellular component (GO): Golgi apparatus
Source: RefSeq, a predicted model, not a curated record